Messenger RNA from Odocoileus virginianus texanus, 3447 nucleotides. It is a transcript of the gene AKTIP, whose product is annotated as AKT interacting protein. The record is from RefSeq and is a predicted model, not a curated record. NCBI's taxonomy places the organism in Eukaryota, Metazoa, Chordata, Mammalia, Artiodactyla, Cervidae.
CUCGCAGGGAGUGAUACUUCUGUGACUGACAUUUCUCUCCGGGGGCUGUUACGUAAGGGGAGGGGCAAGCGCGGCCCCACCCGAGCCGAGCAGAUUUGAUUGGCAGAACCUUUAGCCACCGCCCCAACGCCCCCGGAAGAACGUGUUUGACCGACAGGUGAAGUGAAUUCUGAGGACAGAAGAAUUUGAUGACACAGACCACUGAACUUCUUUGUUGGGAGCACACGUUAUGAACCCUUUCUGGAGCAUGUCUACAAGCUCUGUACGCAAACGGUCUGAUGGUGAAGAGAAGACAUUAACAGGGGAUGUGAAAACCAGUCCUCCACGCACCGCUCCAAAGAAACAGCUGCCUUCUAUUCCCAAAAAUGCUUUGCCCAUAACUAAGCCUACAUCUCCUGCCCCAGCAACACAGUCAACAAAUGGCACGCAUGCUUCCUACGGACCUUUCUACCUGGAAUACUCCCUUCUUGCAGAGUUUACCUUGGUUGUGAAGCAGAAGUUACCAGGUGUCUACGUGCAGCCGUCUUAUCGAUCUGCAUUAAUGUGGUUUGGAGUAAUAUUCAUACGGCAUGGACUUUAUCAAGAUGGCGUAUUUAAGUUUACAGUUUACAUCCCUGAUAACUACCCGGAUGGUGACUGUCCACGUUUGGUGUUUGAUAUUCCCGUCUUUCACCCGCUAGUGGAUCCCACCUCGGGUGAGCUCGAUGUGAAGAGAGCAUUUGCAAAAUGGAGGCGGAAUCAUAAUCACAUUUGGCAAGUACUGAUGUACGCAAGGAGAGUCUUCUACAAGAUUGAUACAGCAAGCCCCCUAAACCCAGAGGCUGCAGUACUGUACGAGAAAGAUAUUCAGCUCUUUAAAAGUAAAGUGGUUGACAGCGUUAAGGUGUGCACUGCUCGCUUGUUUGACCAACCUAAAAUAGAAGACCCCUAUGCAAUUAGCUUUUCUCCAUGGAAUCCUUCUGUCCAUGAUGAAGCCAGAGAGAAGAUGCUGACUCAGAAAAAGAAGCCUGAAGAACAGCACAAUAAAAGUGUUCAUGUCGCUGGCCUGUCGUGGGUGAAGCCUGGCUCAGUACAGCCUUUCAGUAAAGAAGAGAAAACAGUAGCGACUUAAGAGCUGGUGGAUCGGGUGCACCGCGCACUUUCCUGCUGGACUCCGGCCCGUGAAGCUGACCAAUGCGAAGGACCGCCUGCAGAGUAAAGCGCUGUGAACAGUGGCUGACGUCAGUGGUGCUCGUGUGUGCUUAGCUUCUAACCGCACGUUCUGGAAACCUCUCUUUACGCGAUGCAUUACUUCUGUCAGGAGUGUCUUUAAAGGUGGUUAUCUAGUUCAGUACUCCAAAUUAUUGGGGACCUUGAAGCUUACGUAUUUUUUUGAAUAUAAUGCUAAAGGUAAGUUGCAUUCAUUUAAACUAAUGAAGUAAGCAAAGUUCAACACUAUAAUGAUUUUUUAAUUGGUGGUUUCAGUUGUACAUAUGUUAGGGUGCAGAGAGGAAAGGAUAGCAGUUUCCAUAGCUUAUUAGCACUUUUAAGUGGAGGAGCAGUUGAAUGAAUGAACCUCAGUCUUCAGCUCACUGUGUUACUGAUAUACAAACUGCUGUCACUGAGGGACAUACGAGGAGAGUGAGAGGAAGCCAGAACACUUGUUCUUAGGUGUUUUGUGUUUUUUUUUUUUAAGCAAAUUACUGUAUUUUUAUGGCAGGAGGGAGAAAAAGUGUUAAAACGGUUUCUAAUGAAGUCAGAUUUAAAUGAUGAAUGACUAGUGUGUUUUGUAGAGACAAUAAAUCAAUGAAUGAUUGUUCUUUGUCAUUUAUGCAGGAAACUAAAUACCCUUUUCUCAAUAUAAACAAAGAUUAAUUUAUAAAUGCUUUAUUGAAAAAUAUACUUAUUUUCAUAUAAAAUUACAGUAGCAGUAUCUUGAGAGGUUUUAUAAAUAUUUUUGCAGAACACUAUUCUAAUUGAACAGUGUAAGUUCCAUAUUUCUUUCAGAGCAAUAUGAAGUUACCUAGUAACUUUGUUUAUACUGAUUCAAUUUACAAUUGAACUUUCUCCCUAAUAAGAUUAUUCAUUCAACUUUAAAACUGCUGGAACAAUAGUGAUUAAUAAAGGUAUAUAUAGAUAAUUCAGUAGCUGUUAAAUUAACAUUUUCUAAUCUGUAUAAAUGGUACUGUGUACUAAUAAAAACCUAAAAUUCUCCAAUCUAUUUUUUUAAACUUCUAGGAACACACCCAAAGAUAUUUAAAAAUACCACCUUAAUAAAGACACAUGUCUUUUUGGAUAACUACCUCCUAAAGGAAGAGGUCAUAAUUUUUCAUAAUCUCUUAAUUCAACUUGAUUUAAAAUCUUUACUUAGCCAGCUGAUCCCUAUCAACAAAAAUGGAGAAUUUCAAACACAUGCCCAAAAGGUACCUACUGGGGCUUUAACAAUUUAAAAAAAGUACAAAAGCAUCAAAGAAGAUAUUAAGCCUAGAAGUUUUGUACUUAAUAAAGUUCACAUUGUAGAAAGUGCCAUCGCAAAUAUACAGCAAAAUCUGGGUUACAAAAUCAUGCUUUUUACAGCCCUAAAGUGCCACUUCUUAUACAAGUUCACUCACACAUUGCACACCAAAGACUUGUCACACUGCACCACACCUACUGGGGUAGGGAAGAAUUACACAAAGGAAACGGGAGACUUGGACUGGUUAUCUAGGACCCCCAAAUCUGGGUGCUUUCCCAAUUUGUUACCUUUUAGGAAUGCAGAAAUCUCACACUCCUACCAAGUGUUUUAGGACGAAAUGCCAAGUUUUGCUUUUCAUCAGGGCCAGGGCUGACCACAAAACAGGAAUGAACUGAAACAUGGUUCCUCUGCUGGAACAUGUUAACAGAGACCUCUUCUAGACACAAGUACGCUUCGUUCUCUGCAGUACUUGUAAUACUUGGAAUAGCUUUGCCAAAGAGUUAAAAAAUCCAACUGUGUUGGAUUCUAGGCAGCCUUGAUGGCAAGCACUGCAAGGUAGGAAAAAAGGCAGUUGGGGUAAGUAAAAAUAUCAUAAGGAUACUGGAAGGAUUCAGGAAAAGAGCCCCAUAAUCUAGCAUGCGUUAAAUGCUGCUGCUAAACAGAGUUUGUGAAGAGACAGUUUCAAUACAACGGACUAACCUCAGUGGGAACCUCGGUCAUUAGCUACAUCUUGGAGACGACGUAAUAAGGCAGAAUGAUUUUCUGGGCAAAUUCUUUUUGCAGGUGAUUCACUUCCAUCUUCCAAAAGAAUCCCUCUCUUUUUGGUUGGAGUUUCUCCUGUCCGUAUCAUACUGUUAAUUUCUCUCAGUCUCUGGUGGCAGAGGUAAAGAUAGAUACAAAAAGCGUUAAAAUUCUAAUACACACAGUUCAGUGUUGCAUCAAAGAACCUCAAAUUAGUUAAGCAGUUUACAUUGAAGAGUUUGAACAUCUUUAUAAAGGAAAGAACUAGCAAA